UGGAGGCUGGGCUGGCUGCCCAUGGGGUUGGCUGCACUGAUUUGGGGCUCCCCACCACACACCCAGGGACUCUCCAAGGAGGAAAAGUUGCAGCUGCUGAAGGAGAAAAAGCAGCAGAAGAAGAAGCGGAGAGAUGAGAUGGGGCAACCAGCUGACUCCCCCAUCCUUGGGCAGCCCCAUACUCAGUUGCCAGCAGCUGUCCCAGCCACAGUGCCUAGUGAGGGCCCGGUUGGCAGCGAGAAGCAGGUGGGGGCGAAGAGCAAGGCGGAGCUGCGAGCAGAGCGCCGUGCCAAGCAGGAAGCCGAGCGUGCCCUGAAACAAACCAAGAAAGUGGAGUCAACCUCAGCAGCUGUGCCGGCCAAGCCGAGGCUGGUGCCUAACGAGCCUCAAUCCAUGGUGAAGCGUGUGCCGGAGCACGUGCAGGUGGACGACCCAGCAGCCCAGAAGAGAUUAGCGAAGAAGCUGGAGCGGCAGCAGGUUCCUCUGAGGCCGGACUAUGGCGCCAAAGUCAACCUCUUCUCCCACUUGCAUCAGUACAGCCGGAAGGUGCCACUGACGCAGCAGAUGAGCAUCCCUGCCAUAGCGAUCCACCCGGCUGUGGUGCGCCUCGGCCUGCAGUACUCCCAGGGGCUGCUGAAGAACGCCCGCUGCCUCGCCCUGCUGCAGGUCUUCAGACAGGAGCUGCUGCAGCCCAGCCCUGAGCACCCCAACCUCCCCUGCCCCGCCCUGCAGCUCUGCAGGGCCCCUACCUCACACCCCCACUCCCCAUGCGCCCCUCUGCAGGGUCUGAAAGAGAUCUCGGGCCUGUCCAGCACCCUGCGGGAGGAGGAGGCGAAGGGGAAACUACAGGAAAGCAUUGACAAAUACGUGAGGGAGAAGAUCCAACUGGCUGCCGAAGCCAUCUCCAAAUAUGCCUUCGAGAAGAUCAGUGAUGGUGAUGUCAUCCUGGUCUAUGGAUGCUCCUCCUUAGUGAACCGCACACUAUGUGACGCCCACACCAAGCGUGCCUUCCGAGUGAUUGUGGUGGACAGUCGGCCACGGCUGGAGGGACGGGACACACUACGCAGGCUGGUGCGUGAGGGCAUCCGCUGCACUUAUGUCAUGAUCACUGCCAUCUCCUACGUGCUGCCCGAGGUCUCCAAGGUAUUGCUGGGGGCCCAUGCGCUGCUAGCGAACGGCUCUGUCAUGUCACGGGUGGGGACAUCCCAGAUUGCACUGGUGUCCAAGGCCUACAAUGUGCCUGUGCUGGUGUGCUGCGAGACCUACAAGUUCUGUGAGCGGGUGCAGACUGACUCCUUUGUCUCCAAUGAGUUGGAUGACCCUGAUGACCUGAUCCUGCCCAGGAAGGGAGCCCAGCUUGGUGGCUGGAAGGAAAACACGUCCCUGCGCCUUCUCAAUCUGGUCUAUGAUGUUACCCCCCCCGAGCUGGUGGAUCUGGUGAUCACAGACUUGGGCAUGAUCCCGUGCACCUCCGUGCCUGUCGUGCUGCGGGUCAAGAAUGUGGAGCAGUAGCAGACCUGCAAUAAACUUUCUGAUCUCA
Messenger RNA from Pelodiscus sinensis (Chinese soft-shelled turtle), 1540 nucleotides. NCBI's taxonomy places the organism in Eukaryota, Metazoa, Chordata, Testudines, Trionychidae. The record is from RefSeq and is a predicted model, not a curated record.